AUAGUGUCUACUACCUACCUAUACUAAUUUCCUAGAAGUUACUAGGUAGACAGUUAGGUACUGCAGAAGUGUGUUUUGUAGUACGUACAUAAUUUGGAAAAAUAUGACGAUGAUAAAUAUUCACCUACUCAGUACUCCCUUAAGAAAGUACUGUAUGACCAUAAUAGGCAACAGAUAUGAAGUUUUAGUUUGAUUUAAUCAGCAAAAAAUUCAAAUUCAAGUAAUUCAAGCAUGUUAACUGACUUUUCACAUCAAAAUUACUGCUGUUUUGCUUCUUGAAAACUUAAAAAUUUUGAAAACUUUAGCCCUCGCUUCACUUGGGCCAAUGUAGUUUUCUUCUUCAUACUCACGAUUUUGAGAAACAAUUAACCAUUAAGUACCUAAUUAAUAAAAUUUUUUAAAAGUUUAGAUCAGAAAGAACGAAUUCACACAUUAAAAUUUUUGUUGUUUUACUUUUCAUUUCACAAGUUUUCCAAAAAAUUUUCCCUCACUUCGCUCGGGCUAAUUUUGGUUUUUCUUCUGUGCUGUGAUUGAAUUUGAAAAAUGUUGAAAUCAGAAAAACCGAAUUCUCACAUUAAAAUUGACGUUGUUUUACUUAUCAAAUCACAAGUUUUUCCAAAACUUUUGCCCUCGCCUCGCUGGGGCCAUUCAAUAUGCUGCUUUCAAAAGUUUUCAGAAUUAUGUACUUACUACUUACUACAAGGGAACCUCUUGACGAGUCCGCCUUCGAUUUGAACGGACGGUGAUUUUUGGAUAGAGCAUGUUCUAAAACCACCAAAUCCAAAUUUUCAGCUGCCCAAGUUCAUUUUUCGAUUUUUGGCGAAAAAAGUAUGUACUUACUUGAUCAGUAAAAAUGUUCAAAAUAAGUCCCAAAACUGAUAUUAUCCCUCCAAAUCUAAAUUUCGCCAUUUCCAGCCAUUCAUACCUAUUAUUUUUUCAGCUAUAUACCACCCAUGCGUUGUUUUAGUCCGAACAUGCCUAUUACUUUGGAAGCUGUAACAUGCGAAUUAACUAAGCAAGAAUCGCUGUUAGGGCAAAUUCAUUUUGAAAUGAAUGCAGGAUUUAUAAGUAAAGAAAAAGAAGACCAAUUAUGGGGCGUACAAAGAAAUAUCACUCAGUUAAAGCGUAAACUGAAAUCGUUGGAAAAAGAAAUACAACAAAAACUGAAAGCACAGGAAUCCACAUCUUCUUUGCAAGGAACGGAUAAAGAUGAGGAAGGUGAAACGACUGCCAAUAAUGCUUCAGAUGGGAGUGUUAGUUUGCUAAUGGAAAAACUCAAUGAGAAUACAAGAGCUGACACUAGUGAUGGCAAACUAUCGAUAGUUUUUCAAUAGUAUCGAUAGUUUUUUUUAACUAUCGAUAGUUUGUCCGAUAGUUUUUGGAUGCUAUCGAACUAUCAUCCAAUGUUUUAUUAAAUUUUUAACCAAAUUUUUGUAAAAAAGGAUCGUUAUUGUUCAUUUUUUCAAUAAAAAAAAGUGUUGUUUCUUUUUUUCUCUCUCAAAAUGAUGUCCCUUGAUUUUUUCAGAUAAAAAACGUAAUAAUGAACCUCCAACCUCGUGGAAUCACAUCCAUUAUCAGUUUUUAAUGAAAAUUGAAAACUACCGAAAAAACUAUCGAUAGUAAAAACUAUUGAAAUUUUCACUCGAAAACACUAUCGAUAGUAAAAACUAUCGAUCGUUGCCAUCACUAGCUGACACAACUCCCAGUGUAGAUGAAUCUUUAGAUAAGCAAAUAAACUACGAAUCUAGUCAAGAAAAUUUAAAUCAUCCUCCUAGUGAAGAUAGCGACGAUGAAACAAAAGCAUUGGAAUUUGAAAGUGAAGAAUUGAUAAGCCUUAUGGAAGCUAUGCAAGAAGAAAUAAAAAUCGAACGCUUGAAAAUAAAUCAAUAAUUGAAAGCUGAAUUAAGCGCAGCCAAACUUGAUACCAGUGUCAAUGAAUGUUUAUCAAAUCUGCCCGACGAAUUGAUCAAAGAUGAGAAUAAUCGAGAAGCUAUAAGCGAGUACAACAGACUGCAAAUACAGCAGAAAAUUUUGAUCCAUACUAUAAUGGAAGACUGAGAAUCAAUUGUCGACUUGAAAGUUCAGAUUGCUAUGGCUCAGUACAAAUAUAAACAAGCAAAUUUACAUUGAAAAUGCGUCCAUUUAGAUGAACUGGACAAAGAUAU
Molecule: messenger RNA, 2165 nt
Organism: Planococcus citri (citrus mealybug)
Lineage: Eukaryota; Metazoa; Arthropoda; Insecta; Hemiptera; Pseudococcidae
Product: ralA-binding protein 1-like
Exons: 5
Coding region: 954-1334 (126 amino acids)
Biological process (GO): small GTPase-mediated signal transduction
Molecular function (GO): GTPase activator activity; small GTPase binding
Source: RefSeq, a predicted model, not a curated record